AUGUCACUGAUUCACGCUCUCGUGGCGCAGGGCUCGACAAUUCUUGCUGAACACAAAGUAGGGAAACGGGAUUUCUCUCAAGCAACACAAACCAUACUGUCAAAGAUACCGCCAAACAAUAGUAAACUCACCUACGUCUGGGAGCAAUAUCUCUUCCACUAUGUCUCCGAGGGAGGAUUCACGUAUUUGGUCAUGGCUGAUGACUCUGCUGGAAGGAGGAUGCCUUUUGCAUUCUUAGCUGAAUUUCAACGAAAGUUCACUUCGGCGCCCUCGUCGUCGUCUGCUGAAGAUAUGCCUGCCUACGGCUUACAGGGCACAUUCGGACCCACCAUAUCAUCACUCAUGCACACCUAUAACACUGCACCGCCCUCUGAUGAACUUACCCGAGCACAAACAGAACUCAACCAGGUCAAGGACAUCAUGGUGCAAAACGUCGAGCAGAUCUUGAGCAGAGGAGAACGAAUUGAGCUUCUCGUUGAUAAGACUGAUGCUAUGGCUGGUCAGGCGACUGCGUUUAGACGUGGGGCGAGGAAUGUACGAAGACAAAUGUGGUGGAAGAACAAGAAGGUACUAGGACUUGGUCUCUUGGCGGGGCUGGUCUUGCUGUGGAUUAUAUUGGCGCAGUUCUGUGGCGCCAGCUUGCGUUGCGCGCAAAAGGCAAGUACCUAG
Guyanagaster necrorhizus is the source of this 669-nucleotide messenger RNA. Its product is annotated as VAMP/synaptobrevin-like protein. NCBI's taxonomy places the organism in Eukaryota, Fungi, Basidiomycota, Agaricomycetes, Agaricales, Physalacriaceae. Gene Ontology annotation, biological process: vesicle-mediated transport. The coding region runs from base 1 to 669 and encodes 222 amino acids. The record is from RefSeq and is a predicted model, not a curated record. Gene Ontology annotation, cellular component: membrane. The transcript is spliced from 7 exons.